Molecule: messenger RNA, 7120 nt
Organism: Scleropages formosus (Asian bonytongue)
Lineage: Eukaryota; Metazoa; Chordata; Actinopteri; Osteoglossiformes; Osteoglossidae
Exons: 14
Coding region: 374-1786 (470 amino acids)
Source: RefSeq, a predicted model, not a curated record
AACAGUAAUUACGAUACAAAAUGCAAAGUAUUUAGGCUCACAAACGCGGGAGCAGCGGCUUGUCUGUUCCGCUCAAGAAAAAACAACAUGUAAUGACGUGAGACUAAAGCGAAAGAGAAAGUGUAAUGAUGUAAAUCCCUUCAGGCUCGCCGGAGUAAGCCUUAAGGAAAUACCUGUAGACGAGUUAUGUAUUUUUAUAGAUUUACUGACUAAAUGUGAAAUGAAUUUAAUGUUGUACACUCGACACAUGAUUAUCAUGAUACGAUACGUACAGUGAGUGAGUGGACGGAUCUGAACACGACCCAAAAGGAGGCACCUCCCUCCUUUCCAGCCAUCUGGAUAUGAAGAAUGAUCAGUCAGUUUCUGCUCCAACAUGAUAAAAACUGUCCCAAAUGGAGAAACCUCCACACCGACACCCAGCUGUGUGUCUGAGAGUCAGCACCCCCUUGAUGUUCCUGUCAAUCCCAGUGAUGGAAAUGUCCUUUCUGAUCCAAGGACCCAAAUGGAGAAACCUCUAUCACCAGAAACAAAUGAGAAAAGCACCCAAGUGAAGAAACCUCUCUCACCAGCAGCCAGCUGUGUAUCUAUGAAGAGUGAUCAGUCAAUGGACAAUCCUCCCAGGUUAAGAAAUGGGGUCGAUGCUUCUGCUCCAAGGAUCCAGGUGGAGAAACCUCCAUCACCAGCAGCCAGCUGUAUAUCUAUGAAGAGUGACCAGUCAAUGGACAAUCCUCCCAGGUUAAGUGAUGGGGUCGAUCCUUCUGCUCCGAGGAUCCAGGUGGAGAAACCUCUAUCACCAGCAGUCAGCUGUGUAUCUAUGAAGAGUGAUCGGUCAAUGGAUAAUCCUCCCAGGUUAAGUGAUGGGGUCGAUCCUUCUGCUCCAAGUAAACAAGCAGAGAAACCUGUCUCACCAGCACCCAGCUGCCCCUUAAUGGACCCUGAUCGCAUUAUUGAUUGGAAUAACUGGUGCAAUGAUGAACAUCUCCUCUCUGCUCUAAGGAAUCAAGAACUGUGCUCCCCAGCAACCAGCUACUUUUCUAUAAUGACUUCAAAGUCAAAUAAGUUUUCUCACAAUGGAAAUGAUGGAAAUAUCCUUUCUGUUCAAAGUAUCCAAACAAAUGGAUCCAACUCGCCCGCAUACAGCUGCAUUUCUGACACUGAUUUAGACAAUUUGUUUGAUGAUGACGAUAUCUCUUCUGUUCCAAGUAAACAAGCAGAGAGACCUGCCUCACCAGUGCCCAACUGCCCCUUAACGGACAGCAAUGACUCCAGUGAUUGGAAUAACUGGUGCAAUGAUGAACGUCUCCUCUCUGCUCUAAGCACCCAAGUGGAGAAACCUCUCUCACCAGCAGCCAGCUGUGUAUCUAUGAAGAGUGAUCAGUCAAUGGACAAUCCUCCCAGGUUAAGAAAUGGAGUCAAUCCUUCUGCUCCAAGCACCCAGGUGGAGAAACCUCUAUCACCAGCAGGCAGGUGUAUAUCUAUGAAGAGUCAUCAGUCAAUGGACUUUCUUCCCAAGUUUAGUGAACAAAUUGUCCCUUCUGCUCCAAGUGUGUGUGAGCAGCCUGAAAGGGAAGAAUAUGGCAGUCCACCUGAGCACAGAGAAGACUUGUCUGAAGAUGUGGUUUGUAGUAAAUGCAGUGGGAAGAGGAAGAGAGCGGUGAAGACUUGCCGGAAUUGUUCUAAGUCCUACUGUGAGACCCAUAUCAGAGAUCACAAUACUGUACCAGCAAUGCAGACACACACCGUGGUGGAUGUCACUGGAGGCCUGGAGAAGAAGGAGAAAACCUAAGGGAAGGUUUUCUAGGAGCUUCAGUAGAUUAGAAAAUGUUUGCUAACUGCAAAAUAAAACGAUAGAAACCACCUUAUGAAUAACUGUCAAGUGAUGUAAAUGAACAACAUAAUUCCUCCACUGCUUGUUGUCACACCCCCCAACCACCUGCCCAAUUGACCGCACCUGCAGCUAAUCAGGAGGCAAGGGAUGAAGAGGUAGCCCAGAUGCUCCUGACUGCGGAACUUCAUCAGAGCAAACCACAGCGCUUCAUGGUUAUCUCAUGGCCCUUCUCUAGCCCUUGUGCUUCUUCUGUUUGGCUCUUACAAAUUCUGCUGUCCUGGUUUUGUCCUCUGCCUACUCCUCGGAACAACGUUUGCAAAUCGACUGACCCUUGCCUGUCUCUGACCAUACACUUGCCUGUCCCUUCGAAUAAAGAAGCACCUGUGAUUGAGUCCAUCGGCUGGAUUCCUGUGUUCACAAUGACAGAAGGUUCCAUCUUACCUACGGACUCAGCAGUGCUGGACUAACUACAGGAUGCCAUCUCCUUGCAAGACGUGAGGCUGAGCACGAACAAAUGAUCCCUGCACCGAAUCGCUCAGACUGUCCAAGGGCUAACACAGGCGCUUCGGGAGGGGGGAAUUCCCAAAGCUGGGUCCGCCCCCACGCAGCACUUGAACCUGAUGCCAACGGCAGACAUUCCGCACGCCCCCUGCCGACCUCUGCUUAGCAGCGCCCGAUAAGUAUGAUGAUACGCCUGACAACUGCCAAGGGUUUUUAAUGCAACGUAAGCUUGUGUUGCGCAGAUGUACUGCACAGACCAGCCCCGCACGUAAAUGGGCAACCGCUGUCUGGAGGACGUACACCAACACCACAUAUACAGACUUCAGGAAGCGGUUCAAAGCAAUAUUUGGCCACUCGCUCUCCGCCCAAGUUGCCAGCAACCGCCUAAUGUGGAUCCAGCAGGGCAGUUGAACGGAGGCCAAAUACUCUGUGGAGUUCCGGAUCCUGGCUGGAACUCCGCCUCCCUCCCGACUAGCUUCCAUAACGGGCUCCAGCCCCAUAUCCAGGCCAAGCUCACAUAUCGCAGGGAGGACUGGGACCUUGACUGCUUUAUAGAGACGGCCAUUACUAUCAAUAACCCCGCCAGGGAACGAACCCCCCAACCAUGGAUUAACUCCCCCGUCACCGAGAACAUUCGGGAGACGUCAGAACUGAUGCAUAUCAGACGCGGUUGUCUCACCGCCGAUGAGAGAUGGCGCCACCUUUAGGACAAACUUUGUCUGUACUGUGGCUCUCCCGGCCACUUCCGCACUUCCUGUCCAGUCCGACCCCUACGAGAAAUUCACCCGGAUUUCCAGGUCAGUGCUCCUCGCCGACCUAAAUCACUUAACUGUGCCGGUGGUGAUUUCCUGGGAGGGGGACAACAUACAUACGCAUGCUUUGGUGGAUUCCGGGGCGGUAGGGUGCUUUAUGGACAUCGGGUUCGCUAGGACCCAUAACAUCCCGAAGUGGGACUGUGACGUAUCGUUACAGGUUAGCGCGCUGGACGGACAGCCUCUGGGAACCGAGGUUGUGAAGUCUUAUACGGACAUGUUCCAACUGACGAUUGGCAUGUGCCACCAGGAGGAGCUUGCACUCUUCUUAAUUAAAGCGCCAGACACUCCUGUAAUCCUGGUCUUCCCCUGGCUCAUUAGACAUGACCCGGUGUUCAGGUGGAGCACCGGGGAAUUGGUCUUCUGAGGAGAAUGAUGUGCGCGCUCGUGUUUGCUCCUUCCCUGCCAAGCCACUUCAGUGGAAAGCCUGGAGGGGUCACAACCAGUGGCAAUCCCUCCAGAGUACCGCAAUCUCAGUGAGGUGUUCGGUAAGACCUGAGUAGCGGCCCUUCCCCCUCACAGACCCUGGGGCUGUGCUAUUGACCUCCUGCCCAGCAUCACAUCACAUUGUGGCCGGAUCUAUCCCGUCCCUUCCAGAACAGAAAGAAAUGAAUGACUACAUAACCAAAGCAUUGUCUGUGGGUAUCAUCUGUCCCUCUAUCUCUCCAGCCUCCGUGGGAUUCUUUUUUGUUGGAAAAAAAGGAUGGGGGACUGCAUCUAUGUAUACACUAUGAGGCAUUAACGCUAUCACAGUCAGGUACCCUCACCUUCUGCUCCGGUCACUGCCGCAUUGGAAUGGGUGCACGCCAGCCAUAGUGUUCACGAAGCUAGACCUCCGCAAUACAUAUAACCUGGUCUGGAUACACGAGGGGGAUGAGUGUAAGGCAACCUUUAGCACCACUUUGAGGCAUUAUGAGUAUUGGGUUAUCAAACUCACCCUCUGUGUUUCAGGCUUUUGUGAACCAUGUGCUUGGUGACCUGGUCAAUGACUGUGUUUUAGUUUUAGUCAUGGACCCGGAGAAGACCAGGGAGGUGUUGGAAUGGCUAAGACUGACAACCUUGAAGGCCCUUCAGUGAUUCCUGGGGUUUGCUAACUUUUAUUGAUGCUUCAUCAGGGGGUUCAGCUCCAUUGCCGCUCCCCUAACAGCCGUCACGGCAGGUAAGGGUCCAUGGUUUGCCUGGACCGACGGAGCUCAGCACACUUUUCUGGAACUGAAAGACCGCUUCACAGCUGUACCUGUGCUCCGCCACCCAGACCCCACUCUGCCUUUUGUGGUGAAGGUGGACCACUUGGUAGUAGGGGUGGAAGCAGUGCCUUUCCCAAAAACAAGGUGAUCCUCCCAAGCUCUAUCCCUGCGUCUACUUUUCACGCAAACUGUCUGGCUGACCAAAAUUACAACAUCGGAAACCGGGAGCUGCUGGCCAUCAAGCUGGCUCUUGAGGAGUGGAGACACUGGUUGGAGGGGGCCGCGCAUCCCUUUCUAGUUUUCACCAACCACCGGAACCUCAUACCUCCAGACUGCCCGUCAGCUCAACCCUCGCCAGGCGGGCACUAUUCUUCACCCAUUUCCAGUUUACCGUAUCCUACCAGCCUAGGUCUAAGAACACCAAGGCUGAUGCCCUCUCACACCUGUACGACCCCAACCCACUGCCAGAGAGUCCUGAGUUGAUCCUGCCUAAGAACUGCGUGGUGGCCCCAAUCCGGUGGCAGUUCUUUCAGGACCUCCGGCCGCGCAGAUGCUUGAGCCCAGGCCCCCUGGAAAGCUGAGGGCAAAGACUACGUGUCAGCAGGGAUGUGAACCACCCUCCUCCAGUGGGCACAUGACUCCCCCGCGGUUGGGCAUCCGGGCAUGCGCCAGACGCUGUCUCUCCUACAAGUUCGAUUCUGGUGGCCCUCGAUGAAGGAUGACAUCUUGGAAUACGUAGAAGCCAGUCAAACUUGAUCCCAGGUCAAGACCGACACAGAAACCCACUGGGCUCCUCAAACCCCUUCCAGUGCCCUCUUGUCCAUGGUCCCACAUGGCUGUUGACUUCCUGGUGGACCUACCCCUACUGGACGGUAAGACCACGAUACUCACCCUUGUGGACCAGUUCUUGAAGGCCUGCUGCCUGAGUUGCCCAAGGCCCUGGAAACUGCCAAGACACUGUUCCAAAAGGUGUUCCGCUUGUUCGGCCUGCCCGAGGACAUCGUGUCAGAUCGGGGCCCCUAGUUUACAUCCCACAUAUGGAAGGCAUUCUGGAACAAGCUGGGGGUUUCGGUCAGUCUUACCUCCACAUAUCGCCCCCAAGCCAACGGCCAACAAGACAAGACGUUGCCAGGUAUCUGCACAGUUAUUGCUCCCAGAAGCAGCACCAGUACCGCUGGGACCCAUAACCCAGCACCUAGCACCGCUAGGACCCAUAACAUCCCGAAAUGGGACUGUGACGUAUCGUUACAGGUUAGCGCGCUGGACGGACAGCCUCUGGGAACCGAGGUUGUGAAGUCUUAUACGGACAUGUUCCAACUGACGAUUGGCAUGUGCCACCAGGAGGAGCUUGCACUCUUCUUAAUUAAAGCGCCAGACACUCCUGUAAUCCUGGUCUUCCCCUGGCUCAUUAGACAUGACCCGGUGUUCAGGUGGAGCACUGGGGAAUUGGUCUUCUGAGGAGAAUGAUGUGCGCGCUCGUGUUUGCUCCUUCCCUGCCAAGCCACUUCAGUGGAAAGCCUGGAGGGGUCACAACCAGUGGCAAUCCCUCCAGAGUACCGCAAUCUCAGUGAGGUGUUCGGUAAGACCUGAGUAGCGGCCCUUCCCCCUCACAGACCCUAUUGCUCCCAGAAGCAGCACCAGUGGGCCUGGUUUCUGCCCUGGUGGAAUAUGUGCACAACGCCCUAACCCACACAUCAACAGGCAUAUCCCCCUUCCAGUGCGUGUUGGGCUACCAGCCUAUCCUCUUCCCAUGGCACCCUGGGUUCAGUAAUAUACUGGCUGUGGAUGAUUGGCAUCGAGAGAGCGGUGAAACCUGGUGAACCAUUCGAGAACAUCUGCAGCAGUGCAUCCAACGAUACAAGCAACAAGCAGAUCAACACCGACACCACCCCUCCUUUGUGCCCAGCCAGAGGAUAUGGCUCUCCACCAGGGACCUCAAGCUGCACCUUCCAUUCAAGUGAAAAUAAAAAUAAUCUCUACAAAUCCAAGUUCAGUGCAAGAUCUGAAUUGGUUUAUGUCAUAACAUUAUGCAGCAUUAGUCAUCUUGUCAUUUAACAGCACUGAAUUGGAAAUUUGAUGUAGUACAAGGUCUCAUUAUACAGGUGAUCCCCAAUUUAUAAUGGGGUUACGUUUCGUGAAACCCAUCAUAAGUCGAAACUGCAUUUAAUACACCUAAUACACACCUCUGCAUGACAGACAGAGAUGUGGCUUGUUGCUGCUGCCCAACAUCACAAGGGAGUAUCAUACCGCAUAUCGCUUUCCUGGGGGGGGGAAUCAAAAUUAGAAGUAUGGUUUGUACUGAAUGUCUAUCACCAGUUCACCAUUGUAAAGUCAAAAAAAAUCAUAAGUUGAACCAUCAUAAAUUGGGGACCACCUGUACUAAUACAAAGUAUUAAUCUUCCAUAGUAUUAAUUUUCAAUAUUAAUAAUGUUUCUCACAGCUAUUAACACAAGUUCUCAUCAUAACUUUGUCAAUGAAAUCCUUCUUAAUUUCUUAAUGAACCAGACAUGUUAAGUGUUGGAGGUCUUACACUAUUGUUCCCUUUGGUUCCAUUUUACUGACAUCUGUUUGCCCGACAGGAAAGACAUGUUGCUUUUGCUUGCCAACGAACAGCAAUUCUAGAAAACGGAUGUGUUCAUGUUUAAAUGCACUUUCUUCAAUCUAGAAAAUGUUUCUGUCUUUGAAAAUUUGUAUGUUGACCAUGUGUAAUACAAGGAGCCCAUGUGUUGAAAAAAUAAACUCUCUUCUGUAACCAACACUGUUUCACAUGACUUUGUGCAUAUUCAUUUCAU